Messenger RNA from Apis dorsata (giant honeybee), 1024 nucleotides. Its product is annotated as MKI67 FHA domain-interacting nucleolar phosphoprotein-like. Bases 72 to 779 code for a protein of 235 amino acids. The record is from RefSeq and is a predicted model, not a curated record. Gene Ontology annotation, cellular component: nucleolus. NCBI's taxonomy places the organism in Eukaryota, Metazoa, Arthropoda, Insecta, Hymenoptera, Apidae. Gene Ontology annotation, molecular function: RNA binding. Gene Ontology annotation, biological process: maturation of LSU-rRNA from tricistronic rRNA transcript (SSU-rRNA, 5.8S rRNA, LSU-rRNA). The transcript has 4 exons.
AAAAGUUAUACCAUAUUAAAAAUUUUUAUAACAUUAUUUCUAUACAUAGGUUGUAUUAUUGAAAAUUUAAAAUGAAAAUUAAAAAAAGAUCUAAUGCAAUAAGAGUGCCACCACUUAAAAAAGCAAUAAAAAUUAAACGAAAAUCAUCAGAAGAAGAAGAAUCAACUGUAUCCAAAGCAAUUGAAAAUAUUAAAAAAGUACUUAAGAAAAAAAAUGUUGAAAUAAUAAACACACCUUCAACUCCGAAAGUAGAAAAAUCAUAUAAAAUUAAUAAAACCAAAAUUAGACAAACAAAAUUUCAAAAAAAACAUUCAAGAGGUAUAGUAUAUUUAGGACAUAUACCUCAUGGUUUUUAUGAAGAACAAAUGAUAGAUUAUUUUAAACAAUUUGGAAAUGUAACUAGAGUACGUGUUGUUCGAUCAAAAAAUACUGGUAGAAGUCGUGGUUAUGGAUAUGUGGAAUUUAUGUAUCCUGAAGUUGCUAAAAUAGCUGCAGAAACAAUGAAUAAUUAUCUUAUGUGUGGAAGAUUAUUAAAAGCUACAUAUGUUCCACCUGAAAAACAACAUAGUGGUUUUUUUGUUGGUAGAUCAUGGACAAAAGAAAUUUAUCCUAAAAUAAUAAAUAGAAAUAAAAUUACUAAGAUAAGAAAUGGAAAUAUUGACAAAAAAAAGCAUAUAAGAUUCAUACAAAGUACAAAAGAUAAAUUAUCUACUUUAGAAAAUAAAUUAAAAGAAAAAGGUUUUGAUAUGAAAUUUAUACCAAUAGAUGAUUCUAAAUAAUAUUAAGAAAUUUUUGUUAACAUUAAUUUUUUAUUAAAAGCAAAAAUAAUUACAUGUUUAUUCAUAUUUAUAUAUUAUAAAUAGCAAAUCAUUUUAAAAUAAUGAUUUUGCGAUAUAAAUAAUUUAACUUUACUUUAAACUUUUUAUUUGAAAUAAUAUAUUUAAUUGAUUGAUUUAUUAAAAAAUUUAUAAUUCAUUUAAAAUAUCAAAUCUGAUUUUCAUAUAUUUUCUAAUUAUAAAAAAAA